AUGACCAGCAACUGGGUGUACGACGUUAAGAACCUGUUGACUCACGACGUCCGCCCCGUCCACGCCAGCCGCCUGAAGUUCUACGCGGGCCGUGACUUGGACGUGACGUCUGAGCUGCUCGCCCACGUCGCCCACAACUCAGAAGGCUUCGAGGUGGAGGCUAUGGUGAGCGCGCGGUACCCCACUACCAAAGUUUACGAGCUGUUGAUCAAGUGA
Aphanomyces astaci is the source of this 216-nucleotide messenger RNA. RefSeq lists its product as hypothetical. The transcript has a single exon. The record is from RefSeq and is a predicted model, not a curated record. Bases 1 to 216 code for a protein of 71 amino acids. Lineage: Eukaryota; Oomycota; Saprolegniomycetes; Saprolegniales; Verrucalvaceae.